AAGUAGCAAAAAAGUCCUCUGGCAGAUAUUCCACACGAGUGCUUGGAUUCCGCACGCGAUUAGGUCACAUGGCAAGGCGUCAUCGGCGCGGGCCGUUCGCAGCGCACGCGCCAUAGCAUGAAACCGCGCUGAACCGCAUCGUUAUCAACCAUCACCAAACAACCUACUUCCAUCUCCUGUUCAUCAACCAGUAUAAACAGCAUGGGAGUUCCAUCUAUUUUGGCACUCUGUGCCACAGUGGCCAGCGCAACAGCUAUCCAGAUACCAAUCCUUGCGUCCGAUAACCAAGCGCCCAUCCAAGCCGAGACCGGACAUCCUCAUGGGUCGAAGCCACUCGUCAAUUCGACGGAGAUCCAGGAUCUUAUUAGUGGCGAUAGGCUUCAGAGACGCGCGAAGCAGUUGUUCGAAAUCGCAAAGCUAGGUGAAGCCGAGUAUAACCAUCCAACGAGGGUUAUCGGCAGUGCUGGCCAUGCUGGAACGCUCGACUACAUCUACGAGACAAUACUACAAUUGGGAGACUACUAUGAUAUCUCCAAUCAGUCGUUCCCAGCUGUAUCCGGUAAUGUGUUCGAAUCGCGCCUUGUCCUCGGUCAGGAUGUCCCCAAAUCUGCUGCUCCAAUGGGCUUGACACCGCCUACAAAGGACAAGCAGCCCGUCCACGGCGACCUUGUCCUCGUUAAGAACGAAGGCUGCCAAACUACUGAUUUCCCUGAAACGGUAGCUGGAAACAUUGCUUUCAUCAAGCGUGGAGUUUGCCCCUUCGGAACCAAAUCCGAAAAUGCCGGACGUGCUGGUGCUGUCGCCGCUGUUGUCUACAACUACGAGAAAGACGGCGUUCAAGGUACUUUGGGGACUCCUUCCUCUUUCCAUGUCGCCACGUUCGGUCUAUCUGGCGAAGAAGCCGACCCUAUCAUCAAGAAGCUCGAGAAGGGUAAAUCUGUUGAUGGCAUUGCGUACAUUGACGCAGAGGUCAAACAAAUCCUUACUGUCAACAUUGUUGCCCAGACCACCGAGGGUGACCCUAACAACGUUGUCAUGCUUGGUGCGCAUAGUGACAGCGUUGCUGAGGGGCCUGGAAUCAACGAUGAUGGUUCGGGAACCAUUUCGCUCCUCGAAGUCGCUACCCAGCUCACCAAAUUCAACGUCAGCAAUGCCGUAAGAUUCGCAUGGUGGGCCGGUGAAGAGGAAGGUCUUCUUGGAUCAGACUACUACGUCGCCCAGCUCCCUGAGGAGGAGAACCAAAAGAUCCGACUCUUCAUGGAUUACGACAUGAUGGCAUCUCCUAAUUUCGCAUACCAGAUCUAUAACGCCACUAAUGCUGCGAAUCCCAACGGUUCCGAGGAAUUGCGUGAUCUGUACAUCGAUUGGUACGAGGAGCAAGGCUUGAACUAUACGUUCAUUCCUUUCGAUGGUCGCAGCGACUACGAUGGAUUCAUCAGGAACGGCAUUCCAGGAGGAGGCAUUGCUACAGGUGCCGAGGGCAUUAAGACCAAGAAGGAACAAGAGCAGUUUGGCGGAAAAGCGGGCGACUGGUAUGACAACUGCUACCACCAGCUCUGUGAUGACUUGGGCAAUGUCAAUGAAACUGCCUGGAUAGUCAACACAAAGCUCAUUGCGCAUUCAAUCGCGACAUAUGCCCGUUCUUUCAAGGGUUUCCCCGAACGUACUCUCUCUGUCUCCUCUAACGCAUACUCCGAGAAUGUGAAGUAUCAUGGCUCCCGCCUGUUCAUUUAGAGCGCAUAGCUGGAUUGAACAUACCUGGUAUUGUCUUGCAUAACGUCUCGGAGCUUAUUUCCCAUAUCUCACUUGCAUAGAUUUGUAUUUUAUAGCAGCUAUUUAGGAUUUGAGCAUCGCACUAAUAUAUCAGAUCUCAUUCGAUG
Messenger RNA from Aaosphaeria arxii CBS 175.79, 1880 nucleotides. Its product is annotated as aminopeptidase-like protein Y. The record is from RefSeq and is a predicted model, not a curated record. Lineage: Eukaryota; Fungi; Ascomycota; Dothideomycetes; Pleosporales. Bases 202 to 1734 code for a protein of 510 amino acids. The transcript is spliced from 3 exons. Gene Ontology annotation, biological process: proteolysis. Gene Ontology annotation, molecular function: metalloexopeptidase activity; aminopeptidase activity.